Aspergillus homomorphus CBS 101889 is the source of this 290-nucleotide messenger RNA. RefSeq lists its product as uncharacterized. The coding region runs from base 1 to 240 and encodes 79 amino acids. The transcript is spliced from 2 exons. The record is from RefSeq and is a predicted model, not a curated record. Lineage: Eukaryota; Fungi; Ascomycota; Eurotiomycetes; Eurotiales; Aspergillaceae.
AUGUAUGCCUUCACCCCCGAAUCCUUCCCCGCCCCCCACCGCGGCACCGGCACCGGCACGGCCGCUUCACUGCUCCGGUUCGGCGGCCGCUACACCGAUUUGAUCGCCUCGCAGACGGGUUUCACCCCGGCGCCGAUCUAUGCGUCUGCUGCGCUGUGGGUGGUUGUUGGGGUGUACGCUGCCGAUCUGGAUCUUAUCGUAUCUGAUCACCCAGGAUUUCAGGGUGCGGUUCCUGGCUAGAUUUAGAGGUCAUGGUUGCGAGUGUCCCUUUAGGAAUAAAAAUGGCUAGU